Messenger RNA from Effrenium voratum, 390 nucleotides. The record is from the annotation of a GenBank genome assembly. NCBI's taxonomy places the organism in Eukaryota, Dinophyceae, Suessiales, Symbiodiniaceae.
AUGACAGCGCAUUUGCCUGCCAACGCUUGCAGCUUGCCGGAGUUAGAUUAUGAGGAAGACAUUGCCCAGUUUAGCAAAGUUUUGCAGCUCGAUGCAGGGGUGUGCGUGCAGGGGUAUCGGCUUGGCAUUGCCAAGGAGCAGAGUCUGCAGCGCUAUUGCGCGAACCUGGAAGCCCUGGCGAUGCGCAGUGCAGGUUGCAACUCGCCCUCGUACCAGGUACACAUUGCAUGCCUUGGAAUAAUGCUGCAGGCUUACGGGGCACGGGCGAUUUCACCCUCAGACGUCGGCCAGCGGUGCCCUGUUGGCAAUCAGCGCAAGUUGGAUUUGCUGCAGAUUGUCGCUGCGUCGGUCAACGAUGAGACCAAGCUGUUUGGCAGCAGCCAGCGGUAA